Molecule: messenger RNA, 4089 nt
Organism: Truncatella angustata
Lineage: Eukaryota; Fungi; Ascomycota; Sordariomycetes; Amphisphaeriales; Sporocadaceae
Product: TATA-binding protein interacting
Exons: 3
Coding region: 1-4089 (1362 amino acids)
Biological process (GO): protein ubiquitination; SCF complex assembly
Cellular component (GO): nucleus
Source: RefSeq, a predicted model, not a curated record
AUGGCGUCGUCGGGCCCGAAUCCCACCAUCAACACCUUCCACCAGCUAAUCGCAAAGCUGACUGAUCCCGACCCCGACCUUCGAUACAUGUCCCUCGAUGAUCUCCUCAAGAUCCUAAACGGCAACAGAAUCGACAUCUUGCACAGCAACUUCAGCACAGCUGCACAAGUCGUCGAUGCUGUAAUCAAGACUCUCGACGAUCAGAAUGGCGAGGUUCAGAAUAUGGCACUUCGGUGCAUUGGUCCUUUGGUUGCACACGUUCCCGUCAGUGUGAUAGGAUCCACUCUCGAGAAGCUCACUGCCCUCAAGAUCAAGAACUCAGUUGACAACUCACUCCCCUCCCUCGCUCUACGAAAUGCCAUUGCCGCCUUGCCCAAGCCUGUUCGUGGUACCGCUCCCGGAAGAGACGUCGUUGAGACUUAUAACAUCAUCUCCCGCGUUCUUAUCCCCAGAAUCCUUGGUAUCCCUGCUUCCGGAAUCACCAGGAAUUCUCAGAGCGAAACACAAGGUCUAUUAGAUGAGAAGACCAAGCUCACCUCGGAAUCCGUCGAUGUUCUAAUCGAAGUCGUUCUAAACUACGGUCCCUUACUCCAAUCACUCGAGGUCGAGAAGCUCCAAGAUGUCGUGGUGAAGGUCCUGGAGAGAAGAAGCUCGUCAGGCCCCGUCAAGAAGAGGGCUGUCGUUGCUCUGGCAGUCCUCGCUCCAUACCUUUCGGACGAUGUUUUGGGCGCUUUCGUUUCAAAGGUCACCAAUGCCCUCGGUCAGAAGGACCUCGGCCCUGUUAUGCGUAAGCUCUACAUCACAAUCUUAGGAUCACUGUCGCGGUCUAUCCCAUUUCAGCUCGGCGAACAUCUUCCAACACUGUUUCCUUUCAUCAUCAAUGCUCUGAGCCAGGAUGAGCUCCAGGCACAACUUGACGCAGUUGGCGAGGGCGAUGACCAGGCUGCCAUUGAGUUCAACGAGGUUCGAGAGGCUGCUUUAAUCACUCUCGAGGCCCUGCUCGCCUCUUGCGGCACACAAAUGCGGCCCUACACAGAUCAGGUUAUUCCCGCAUGUCUUCGCUAUCUCAAGUACGACCCGAACUAUGCUAUUGAUGACGACGAAGAUAUGGAUGAUGAUGAUGGUGAUGAACCAGACGCCGAGAGUGAAGAGGAUGAAGAGGAUGAAUUCGGAGACGAUGAAGGCUUUGAUGACGACGAUGACGCCAGCUGGAAAGUGCGAAGAUCCGCCGCCAAGACCCUCAAAACUCUCAUUUCGACUCGCAGUUCCGAUCUUCUUAACGAGGGCACUCUUUAUUCACAGGUUGCUCCCCAGCUCAUUAAACGCUUCGAGGAACGAGAGGAGAGCGUCCGUCUAGAGGUGGUGGAGACCAUGGCUUUGUUGAUAAGGAAGACCGGCGAAGGUGUCAUUCGAUCCAUAUCAUCGUCAGAUGACCAGCUCGAGCUGCCAUCUCUUCCAGAAUCUCGCAAGCGCCGACGACAAGAUAGCGGCGGUCUUGCCCUUACCAAUAAGGCGCCUUACUUGGGCCUUGGUGCUACUGGCUUGACUUCACCAACGAGAGAAGAGGUCCCGCCUACUGGUCCUAGAGCCGACCUCUCUCAAUUAACGCCAAACAUUGUCAAGGCCUCGACAAAGCUGUUGAAUGGCAAGCAGAUUCCAACCAAACAAGCUGUCGUUAAGCUCCUUGACGACCUCAUCUCCCUGCAGAACGGUGGCCUUGCCGACUACUUCGACCAGGUCAUGCAGCCUAUCAUCGAUGUCACCAGAGGCUCUGCCGGUGGUGUUGGCUCUGCAUCAACCACUCUAUCGGGUGGAGCUUCAUCGGCUACACCAACUACUCUUCGUGUCACUGUUUUGGCCUUCAUUAGCGACAUUGCCAGAACCCAUUCCUCCAACCUCUUCCAACCCUACUUGUCCAAGAUCACAGACGGCGUAGUUACGGCGGUCCAAGAUCGAUUCUACAAGAUUUCAAGUGAGGCUAUCAGAACCGCCGAGGAAAUGGUCAAGGCGAUCACCCCACCACGAGCUCUGCGUACUUCACAGAAGUACAGGCCUGAGCUGCUCAAGCUGUACGAAAUCAUUGUUGAACGAGCUGCAUCUAAUGACGCAGACGCAGAGGUUCGCCAAAAAUCGAUCCAAGCGCUUGGCACUUUGCUUUCACGCACCUCUGCGGGUGAGGGAGCCGCGCUGCUGCCGGCUGACAAGCGCCAAUUCGGUCUCAGUCUUCUCCUGGAUCGCCUUCGCAAUGAGACCACUCGUCUCUACGCCGUGCGUGCUAUCGACAAUGUUGCCGCCCACAUCACUGCAACUGGAAGUCUUGAUGCAGCUUGGGUUCAGCCUGUUGCCUUGGAGCUCUGCGGUCAGCUUAGAAAGACCAACCGUGCUCUUCGUGGUGCCAGUGUCCAGGCUUUGCAGCACCUUAUCAUGUCGCCCGUUGUGAAGGGUAACCUUGAGGACAGCACGAUUGAGGGCAUCGUAUCAGCUAUCUCACCUGUUAUCGCUGCUAAUGACAGCCAUCUCUUGAGCCCGGCCCUACACGUUCUCGCCCAUCUUGAAGAGAUAAAGCCCGAGCUCAUCCUAAUGUCUGGCCUUAUCGCAAACAUCUGCAACCUGCUCAGAUCGGUCGUCACAGAGUCUGCACUAAAUGCACUGUUGGCUCUUGCUAUCAGUGUCGGAAAGGGUGGCCAGGGCCAAGAGUUGAUGAAGGGAGUUCUUGGAGUUGGCGUUUCUGGCGACAACGGGGCCGUUGGAAAGAUCGCCGGUACGCUGUUUGUGGCGAGUGGUGGCAAGGCUGGUAUCACCGUUGACAGCUUUGUUCAGGAGCUGAACGCUGCAAGUAAGAGGAACCCACCAGACGAUCCCAGACAAUGUCUGGCUUUAUACAUCUUGGCCGAGAUUGGACUGCGUCUUGGUACGAUGUCGCCCAUCUCCCCUGACCUAUUUCUGCAGCAAUUCCGCGAAGAACCUGACAAGGUUUCGUUGGCUGCAGCCAUCUCCCUGGGCCGUGCUGGUGCUGGUAAUGUAUCGGUUUUCCUGCCUAUCAUUCUCAGUAACGCUAAGCAAUCCGGAAACCGACAGUACCUCCUCCUUCAGUCCAUCCGCCAAGUCUUGAGCCAAGUAGUAGACUCGUCAAUCGACAUUAGCCGUUAUGAAGCAGAAAUUUGGGAUCUUCUUUUCGCGGCAUCCCAGCACGAAGACAACAAGGCUACUUGUGCCGAAGCUAUUGGCAGCAUGGCGAUCAUUUCACCAAAGACCUACAUCCCCAAACUUCAGCAACUAUUCCAGUCCUCUGAACCUCAGUAUCGAGCUGUGGCCAUUCAGGCCGUUCGAUAUACUCUUCCGGAGAGUGAGGAGGCUUUUGAUUCCAUGCUGAAGACUGUCCUCGUCAAUAUGCUCCUUACUGUUCUCCAAGACAAGAACAUGGAAAUUCGUCGUUUAGCCAUGACUACUCUCAAUUCAGCUGCACACAACAAACCCGAUCUCAUUCUUCCACACCUUGGCGAACUCGUGCCGUUCGUUAUGGCCGAGUCUGUCAUCAAACCAGACCUCAUUCGUGAGGUGCAGAUGGGUCCUUUCAAGCAUCAGGUAGAUGACGGUCUUGAAGUUCGAAAGAGCGCCUACGAGACUUUAUAUGCUCUCAUGGAGACUUCUUUUUCGAGAAUUAGCUCCUUGGAGUUUUACGACCGCGUCAUCGCUGGUUUAAAGGACGAAAACGACAUUCGCGCACUUUGUAACCUGAUGCUAAGCAAGCUAAUUGUCAUCGAUCCUGAUGAGACGACUCGCCGUUUGGACACCAUCGCUGAAUGCUACCGCAAGGUUCUGAGCACCAAGCUGAAGGAGGGGUCCGUCAAGCAGGAACUUGAGCGACAAGAUGAAACCAACAAGUCCAUUCUUCGUGUCACCAUUCUCUUGGCCGACAAGACAAAGACUGCAUUGCCAGGUAUCAAUGCAGGUAACAAUACUCAGGCUCAGCAACAGUCACAGCAGCAGGUAUCCAACCCUGUGUGGCAGCAAUACUGGGAGUGGGUUAACAGGGACUUUGAGCGACCCAUCAAAGCGCUCCGCGAUGAGGUUAGGGAUCUUGCAUAG